Lucilia sericata (common green bottle fly) is the source of this 985-nucleotide messenger RNA. RefSeq lists its product as uncharacterized. Bases 117 to 887 code for a protein of 256 amino acids. The record is from RefSeq and is a predicted model, not a curated record. Lineage: Eukaryota; Metazoa; Arthropoda; Insecta; Diptera; Calliphoridae. The transcript has 2 exons.
UAAAUUUCAGUUUGAAUACUUGACACCUCGCGUACGAGAGCUGCCAUUUCAUUUUGGCCAUUACGCAAGCUACCUUUCCCCUUCUGAUUUAGGAGGCCAGUCGGAAAUUCAACAAAAUGGAAUUAAAAACCUUACUUCGUUUAACUGUUAUUCUAACGGUGUUUGCAGCAGCCACGGUAAAUGUUAAUGCUGCUAGACGCGUCAUACUGCGUCCAUUGUCGGCCCAAGAAGUCGUAAGAAUUCUUAAGAUAGCAGGUCGUGAAGAUGCUGUGCCAGAGGGCCGCGUGGUUACCCAAGGACUGGCUGCCAUGACCGGUUUUGCUUUGGGUUUAACCAAAGGUAUUGGCGGUACAUUGCUCUUUGAUUUGGCUUCAUCAAAUGCUACCUCUCAGUUCAUCAACAAUUUUAAUGUCACUGGUAUGAUGGGAGAUUUUCAGGGUAUUAAUAUGACCGCUUUAACGCAAAUGUUUCAAUGGGGUUCCGCUAAUAAUUCUAGUGGCAUCAGGUACAAAACAACCGAGAUUUGCUUUAACACUCGCAUCGAAGAGCCCGUCGUUGAGGAGGUGGCAAGACAGGCAGCUGUUACAUCUCCUGCUGUCACAUCUCCUACCGUAUCCGAUACCCCAGCUACUACUGAUUCCGCAACAGGUGGGACAGGCACCAAUACUGUUGACACAAAUAAUACUGGGACCGGUGUUGCCGACGGCACUGCAACCGCUACUAAUACCGAUACUGGAACUGGUACGUCUAUUGACACAGGCACGGCAACCGAUACCAAGACAAAUACAGUCACACAAACUAAUUCAGGAGACGGCAUGACAUGCAUAGUUAUGCAAAAACCCAUUGUACGUAAACGACGUUCGUCACACCGCAAACGUAGGCGUUGAUAUUGCCACAACAUUUUUGUACAAAAUUAGUUAAGUUUAAUAUACAUAUUUAUUUAAUUUAAUUUAUUAUAUUAAUUUGCAAUAAAAAUUUCAAUACU